This is a messenger RNA of Magallana angulata, 2014 nucleotides long. Its product is annotated as glycoprotein-N-acetylgalactosamine 3-beta-galactosyltransferase 1-like. Gene Ontology annotation, molecular function: N-acetylgalactosaminide beta-1,3-galactosyltransferase activity. The record is from RefSeq and is a predicted model, not a curated record. Gene Ontology annotation, cellular component: membrane. Bases 440 to 1465 code for a protein of 341 amino acids. NCBI's taxonomy places the organism in Eukaryota, Metazoa, Mollusca, Bivalvia, Ostreida, Ostreidae. The transcript has 4 exons.
CUGAGUAUUGAUCCAUAGUGUAAUUAAGUUAUUUAUGGGUGCAUUGUAACGAUCGACUACCGACUUCAACAGGUAGACACCAUAGUGUAGAUGAAGUCCCUAGAUUAAAUCUUUAUAGAAAGGAAGAAACCUGUAGGAUUUAAAGCCAUGUCUGACACGGGUGACUCGCAGAUUACGUUUUGAACCAUGAAAUCUCCACGAGGUAAACACAAAACACCAUUACAGGGUGUAACGUGAAAGACAUCGAAAAUUUAUUAUGAUGGCGUUUUCUUGAAACUUUUGGCAUAUUGUCGCACUGGGAGCGGAAUAUGACGUUGACUUCUGUAACAUUACCCACCCCGUUGCGGAAUUAAAUAAUCUGUAUCUGUAUUUAAAUUGUGUUGAAGUGUGGAAUAACCUGGACUAAUUGGACUUCCCUACCCACCUGUGCGAUUAUAAGAUGGAGGCGGAACUGACUGUCAAUAACAGACCGAGGGUGGGAUUUCUGUUUGCUCUCGUGUGUACCACAUUCAGCCUGUCCAUGUUCAUGAUGUCAAUGAACACGUUAAUGUAUGAAGGAGAUGUUCCUUUUGAUGGAGACGAAGUUUUGGAUUACGAGGAGUUUAGAGGACUCGGGGGUCCCAUCGAGCUGGACCAUCAUAAACACAGCGAUGUGAACGAGGAUGUUGCUAAAGAACUUAGUAAAAAAGUUCGUGUGUUGUGCUGGGUAAUGACUGCACCCAAAAACCUGGACAAAAAGGCAACGGCUGUGAAAAAAACUUGGGGGAAAAGGUGCAACAAAGUGAUAUUUUUCAGUAGUGUAACCAAUGACUCGUUUCCAACAGUCGGACUGAAAGUCUCUGAAGGUCGUGAACACCUGACCGGUAAAACAAUACAGGCCUUCAAAUAUUGCUACCAACACUACCGGAACCAGUUUGACUGGUUUCUAAAAGCAGACGAUGACACAUACAUCAUUGUUGAGAAUCUCAGAUACUUUUUGUCUCAUCACAGCCCGAAUUCUCUCGUGUUCUUCGGACAUAAGUUCACACCCCUCAUCAAGCAAGGUUACUUCAGUGGUGGGGCGGGUUACGUUUUAAGUCGAGCUAGUCUUGAAAAGUUUAUGGUAGACGGUGGCGCCAAUCCGUUCAUCUGCAGGCAAGAUGGCGGGGCUGAGGACGCUGAAAUAGGGAGGUGUAUGAUGAAAUUGGGCAUCACAGCUGGGGAAUCACUCGAUGUUUUUGGCAAAGAAACAUUUCAUCCAUUUGUCCCUAUCGCUCAUUUAGAAGGGCAUCACCCAGAUUGGUUUUAUAAGUACAGUGCUCACAAACCCCGAAAGGGUUUGGGUUGUUGCAGCGACUACAGUAUUUCGUUCCACUACAUGUCUCCCUCAGACAUGUACCUGAUGGACUACUUACUAUACCAUCUAAAACCAUACGGCUUAGUACCACAGCCGGGGAAAGUCGAACAUUUCAAAAGUGAUACCUGACAUUUGGGAAAUCAUUUUUUUUGGGGGGGGGGGGGGAGGGGGUUACGAUUACAUGUCAUUUCAUUUGCAUAAUGUAAGUUGUUAUUUGUGUUUUUGUGUGGUCCUUUCUAAGAAAGAAUUCAUUUGACAAGUUUGAUGUGUGUGCAUAAAUCUUGAGAUUUAUAUUAUUUAUAUUCAUGUUUGUACUGUUUGUUGUUUCUGAAUAAUAGUACUUUCAAAACAUGAUGUUUAAUACGCUAAUACAAUUAUAAAAACAAAAUAUUUUGGUUGUCGUUUUUCUCAUAUCAGACGUCUAUUGAUUCUGUGAAACAAUUUCAUAGAGAACAUUCACUUCUUCAGGUCAAAUGUCUCAUUAUAUAUGGCGAAAAAUUAAUUGUGAAACUUGGAUCAGAUUGUUUUAUCCAGUAAAUAAAUUAUCUAAGUUGAAAAGAUGAGCAAGGGUGAAGUAAACAAUAAAUGCAAAUAACAUAAAAUAAUCAACAUAAAAAACAUAAUCUCAAUGCAGUCCUGUUUUAUUUACUUCGCAUUUUUGGGGGGCACACUUUUACC